Messenger RNA from Camelina sativa (false flax), 657 nucleotides. RefSeq names its product copper transporter 4. Gene Ontology annotation, biological process: copper ion transmembrane transport. The record is from RefSeq and is a predicted model, not a curated record. Gene Ontology annotation, cellular component: plasma membrane. NCBI's taxonomy places the organism in Eukaryota, Viridiplantae, Streptophyta, Magnoliopsida, Brassicales, Brassicaceae. Gene Ontology annotation, molecular function: copper ion transmembrane transporter activity.
CCUCUCCCAAUUCUCCUUUUUUUUUUGUUUCCCCACCAAAUUAAAAGAAAAUGUUGUCGAGCAAAAACGUAGUAGAGGCUUGGAACACCACCAACACUAUAACGCAAACGCAAACGCCACACAGACCGUCACUGUUACACCCCACUUUUUAUUGGGGUUACAACUGCCAAGUGCUCUUCUCAGGAUGGCCUGGUUCUGACCGUGGGAUGUAUGCACUCGCACUUAUCUUCGUUUUCUUUUUGGCGUUCUUGGCUGAGUGGCUAGCUUGGUGCUCUGACGCAGACUCUAUCAAACCGGGUGCUGAUAAGCUUGCUAAAGUUGCUUUCCGUACGGCUAUGUUUGCUGUUAAGUCCGGGUUUAGCUACCUUGUGAUUCUUGCUGUUGUUUCGUUCAAUGGUGGCGUUUUCCUAGCCGCGAUUUUUGGGCAUGCUCUUGGCUUCGCCGUUUUUCGUGGACGGGCGUUUCGGAAUGUGGGUCGAGUCGACAGGUAGGAAUCGUGAAUAUAUAUCAGUAUCUGCAUGGUUUAAUACCGAACUAAACGAGAAUGGAACUUGUUUGGUUUAUGGUGUGAUUUGUCAUUUGUGUGUGUUCAUUGACAUGUAAAAAAAUGAGAGAAUUGUUUUGUGAUUCGUACGUUACAUUUGGUAAGUGAAGUAA